AUGGAAACUACUUCCAGUGCUGGUAGUGAUGAUUCUCAUCGAGUAUGUGUCAUUCAUUUCGAGGGUAAAGACGGAGAGCUUAGAGAAUUACAAGUGAAACCGUGAAUAGAAUUUUGGAAAGAAGAAAGGAGUGGUUAAGUCUGCCAUCCUCGUAUAAAGCCUUUACUGAAGUCGCCAAAAAGUCGUUCGAGUUUAUUCAUGAAACUGACGAUUUAAACCCGGAAAAUAUUGCGAAAACAUGUUGCUUUCAUCCUGCCUGUUAUCGAAGUUUUACAGACAAAAGUAAACUUGAUAGAGCCAAAACUACGUUGACUAAUGCUGCCGAUCGCAAGCGAGUGGCCGACGACAAUACUCAGACCAACUGUCCAAGACCAGAAAAAGUGACCCGAACUACUCGACAAUCUUUUCCUGCUCGAUCAUCAAAUGUUUUGCCCGAGAUUUGUCUAAUAUGUAAACGGCAUGGGCCGAUCUACAUCACAGACAAGGUAUAUAAAGUUUUGCUUUAUCUUUUUAUGUGUUUUUGUAAUAUUAAUUUAUUUACUCCAAAGUAUUUUAAUGUCUCUAUAAAAACAUAGUACAGCAUGGUUAUCAGGCACGGCCACAGGAUUUGAGGGGCUGACCUGAACUUGCCCUAACCCCUAAUUUUUUUUCCGACACCAUAUACUUUUUGUAUAUAGAUCUCAUACUGGGGGGUUGUAUCGAGUUUCUGUUAUUUUCUCAUAUCCCCGUAAUUCUCAUCAGAAACAAAUACUCAUAUUUGCAGGCAACGAAAAAACGUGUUAAACACGAGUUAUCAUUGGCUCAAACCGUGACGGCCUGA
This is a messenger RNA of Paramuricea clavata, 820 nucleotides long. NCBI's taxonomy places the organism in Eukaryota, Metazoa, Cnidaria, Anthozoa, Malacalcyonacea, Plexauridae. The record is from the annotation of a GenBank genome assembly.